AUGAGUGAUUUUGGAGACUCAUUGAGGUCUCCUACAAAGUCUUCAGGGACUUCCAGAGUCAUUGAGUCGCUCCACCAACAGAUCAAUUCUUAUUCACAGAGUUUAGAAGAGUCUAAUCUGGAACUAAACGAAUAUAAAAGGAAAUAUAGCGCAGUGCAGAAACGACUGGACUCUGUCACCGAUCAAUUGGAAAACUCCAAGUAUCAACAAGACACGGUGGCGUCCAUGCUACGUAGAAAAGAACGUAAAAUUGCUGAUUUAGAACAUGAAUUUACGGACGCAAUGAAUAGACUAGAAACUGCAGAGACCGAAAUAGCAGAUCUUAAGAAGCAAUUGAAUGACGUCAAACUGAAGGAAAGUCAAGAGAGAAAUGAGUUAGAAAGGAUAGCAACUGCGUAUGAAACAAUAUCAGAGGGUCAGGAGUCUUAUAGGAGACAUUAUGAGCGAGAGAUUAACAGACUGAGAACCAGUUUUGAUCUAUUCGUUCUUGACAACCAAAGAAGGUUGCAAGAAAAUGUGGAUUCUUUAGGAGGUACAAAUGCCGAUUUAGGAAAAGCAUUCUCAGCUUUAAGGACAAAUACAAAGAAAGUAGAAAUAUUGACUUCAAGUAAAGAUGAAUCAAUUAAGGAAACGCUAAGUGAACUAGCAAGUGAAGCAAAAUGGCAUGAAACACAGAUAAUGAAGGUUUUGAUUGAAUGUGAGGACGUGUUCAGACGGUCAAAAUUUGAUCUCGCAAAGUUCCCGAAUAUUGCAGGCUACAAAAAAGAGCUUGAGGAGAUUUUAGCGGCAGAAAGAACUGACACAAGAGACAUUGGACAUUCGAAAGUUGAGCAUGAAAGAACCAUAGUUGGAAGCAUUCCAAAUGAUAAAUUGGACCAAAAAAUGAAUGAGAGGAAGAACAACAUUAAUAAGGAAAAUAGAAAGGCUAUAGAUUCUGGUCAAUACCAGGGUAUUGACGUAUUCAACCCAAGGAUCGGAGAAGACACACCCUCUUUAAGCGUGGAGUCAACAACAGAGCUUUCAGAACCGAGUAGUUUCUCUUUCGAAAAACCAGACACGUCUUACGAUAACGGACACUUAGAUAAUGGGCAAAAUGGAUCUGCAGAUGCUUCCUCAAAGCGUAAACAGUCCGGAAGGAGACGACAGCGGAGAAGAAAACAUUCCAGAAAAGUUUCACAGAACGAAUAA
This is a messenger RNA of Komagataella phaffii GS115, 1188 nucleotides long. RefSeq lists its product as hypothetical. Bases 1 to 1188 code for a protein of 395 amino acids. Lineage: Eukaryota; Fungi; Ascomycota; Pichiomycetes; Pichiales; Pichiaceae. The transcript has a single exon. Gene Ontology annotation, biological process: mRNA transport; endoplasmic reticulum inheritance. The record is from RefSeq and is a predicted model, not a curated record.